Serinus canaria (Common canary) is the source of this 2619-nucleotide messenger RNA. RefSeq names its product lymphocyte specific protein 1 (gene LSP1). NCBI's taxonomy places the organism in Eukaryota, Metazoa, Chordata, Aves, Passeriformes, Fringillidae. Gene Ontology annotation, molecular function: actin binding. The record is from RefSeq and is a predicted model, not a curated record. The transcript has 11 exons. Bases 171 to 1223 code for a protein of 350 amino acids. Gene Ontology annotation, biological process: signal transduction.
GGAGACAAGCCGGGGGUGUGGAGCAGGGGGGGCGAGCAGAAACAAAAGGAAACCAGCUGCAGAACUUCCUGAAGGCGGAGAGGGGGCCGCGGAGCGCGCAGUGCCGGGCGGCUCCUGCGGCGCUGGGGAGGGGGCGGCAGCGGGACCCUGCCCGCCGCGGCUCCGCCACCAUGACCAGCGCGAUCCUGAGGCGGAACUCCAGCAAGCAGGGCCUGCAGAACCUCAUCAGGCUGACAGCACAGUGGAGCGUGGAAGAUGAGGAGGAGGCGGCGAGAGAGCGGCGGCGGCGGGAGCGGGAGAAGCAGCUGCGGUCCCAGGCAGAGGAGAGCCUGAAUGGCACCGUCCCCUGCCCCGAGAGCGCCGCGCUGGCACAGCAGAACCACUAUGAAUUUAAGCCAUCUGGGCCUUCGGAGCUGGAGGAAGAUGAGGGGUUCAGUGACUGGUCCCAGAAGCUCGAGCAGCGCAGGCAGAGGUCUCCAAGGCAGUCUUACGAAGAAGAGGACAGUGGUGUGAGAGAAGCUGAAGUCAAACUGGAGCAGAUCCAGCUGGAUCAGGAAAGCCCAGAGGAGAAUAUGGUUAUCAGAGAGGAAGAGAGGCUGUGCCCGCAGGAAGAAGAGGUUCAAGAGCUGGAGGAAGAGAAACAAGCUGAGCAAGAGGAAAAGAAGAGAAGGAGAAAUGAUGGAGGGAAAGAAGAGACCCCAGAGAAACGCCAGAAGGCCCCAAGCCUUGCCAGCCUGGAAGAGGAGGAGCUGUGCUCUGACCACACUGCAGUGUGCUCCACCAAGAUCACGGACAGAACUGAGUCGCUGAACCGCUCGAUACAGAAAAGCAACAGCAUAAAGAAGAGUCAGCCUCCUCUGCCUGUGUCGAAGAUUGAUGACAGGCUGGAGCAGUACACACAGGCUAUUGAGACCUCCUCAAAGGCUCCAAAACCUGUCCGGCAGCCCUCUCUUGACCUUCCCACCACGAGCAUGAUGGUGGCCAGCACAAAAAGCCUCUGGGAGACUGGGGAGGUCACAGCCCAAUCUGCUGUGAAGCCCUCAGCCUGUAAGGAUAUCGUGGCUGGAGACAUCGUGAGUAAAAGAAGCCUUUGGGAACAGAAGGGGAAUCCCAAACCUGAGAGCAGUGUCAAGUCCAUUCCUUCUGGCAAAAAGUACAAAUUCGUUGCAACAGGCCAUGGCCAGUACAAGAAGGUGUUGAUAGACGAUGCUGCAGAGCAAUAGUAUGUCUGGAGAACUCAUUAACCAGCUGAGCUUGAUCCCGACUCAUUGCGACCCUCCAUGCCACUGUUUCCUCUGCUCCACAGAAGAUAAUUGAAGGAUGUUUCUCUUCUCUUGACUGCUGUCAGUCUGCUUUGGGUACAGCCUGACUCCUCUUGGGGUUUGAGCAGUACCCCGCACUGCCUCCAGACGGAUGAAAGGAACUAGAUCAGCUGACAAAACUCAUCCCUGUUUUAACUUUCUAUGUGACUCUGGCUUUUUUUUUAUUUUCUCUUUUUUCUUUAAUCUGUCUCUGCUAUGGAGAUGAGAGGCUCUGUUUCCUCACCUUAAGUGUUGGAAUAGAGGGAUCUGCUGCCCUGCUGAGCAGGCAAGGCUUUUGUUAUGUGAUUAGGAAUUUCUCUUUUGUGACCCUGGGUGGGUGGUGUCAGAGAAGGGAACUCAACAGAAAUCUGGUGAAGAAUUGAUGUUUGAAAGGAGGGCGGUGGGCAGGUCCUGAGUGUAAAAAGACUGCAAGGAGAGUGUGAUGAGAGUGCAAGGACCACUUGUCACUCUGCUGGUGCCAGCUGUGGGUAAAGCCUUGCCCUGUUUAUGAUGCAGCCUCUGUCCCUCUACAUUGUCUGCUUGGAGGGACUUCCAUCUCUGGUCUGUGUACAUCAAAUUGCGUUCAGUUUAGUCUUGGUUUUUUUUUUUUAGUUCCCAGAUCAUUCUUUAAUCACAGUUAUGUACCCUUGCCAAAAUGUUCCUGCCACUUUUCUGUCUUGGGGCAAUGGCAGCUUUGUUUCAAAUAGCUGCUGCCUUCCUCUCCUAAGAUGGAUUGGAGAUCUCCUUUCCCAGGUGAGGAGCACUGGCCCUGGUGUUAUCUCCCUUCUCUGGGAAAGUGAUUUGCUUAUUCUCUGACCUGUGGGCUGCGGUUCCAGUGACUGAAACACUUCUAAAAGUCAGAUGUGGUGGCACCAUGAUAUCCUUGUGAGCUGUGUUCCUGGAGCUGAGCAGGAUAUCUGGGAAAUGGCUGCUGCUGGAAGCUGUCUUGGUGAAAUGGCAUCCUAGUGAAUUGUUUGGGGAGACCAAGGCUUGCUGUGAACUUGAGGAAACUGAGUCCCUCAAGAGUGGCAUUUCUGGCCUUGGGCCUGAGGUCUUCAAUUCAGCUUCUAGGGUUGUUUCUGAACUCUCCCGUAUCUUCAUGGUGUUAACAUGUCCCUCAUCCCCUCUUCGGUCUCAUUCCUACUGUCUUCCCAUGUCAACGUAAUUUUGCAACUUGUUUCUACCCUCCUGGAGCAGGGAGGGCAUCUUGUUUUUCCUCCUGCAUCAGUGUGCUUUCUGCUUAAAAUUUUCUGCCCCCUGGAUUUUCUUUUUGGUUUUUUUUGUAAGCAUUUAAUAAAAUUUGAAGAUGAUGUUGUAA